AUUGCAUGGUGUCGCAAAGAAAACCAACAAGAAAACUCGUGCGUGAAAUGUGUUUUCGUAACAUCUAAAACCAAAUUUUUAAAAUUUAAAUUACACCUGUAAUUUGUCAAAUAAUUAGAAACAAAUUGACAAAAAAUGUUGCAGUGCAUCCGGUUUAGUGGUCGACAGCGGCACAACUUGCGUCACAUCGGUAAUUCAUUCCAUCAGCGAAGGCGGAAUUCCACGCUCGAAUCGCCCGAAGUGGAUGUAGCGCUGAGCACGGGUCGAGUGAUUCGCAUUUCGUCCGGAAAGUAUGCCCGCUUUGCCGACGGGUGCUCCGUGGUCAGCGUGGGGGAUACGGCUGUCAUGGUGACGGCGGUGGCCAAAUCGAAACCCUCCGGUGGGAACAAUUCGUUUCUGCCACUGGUGGUGGACUAUCGGCAGAAGGCGGCCGCCGCCGGUAGGAUUCCCACGAAUUUCCUCAGGCGAGAGCUGGGACCCUCGGAGAAGGAGAUUUUAGCGGCGAGGUUGGUGGACCGAUCGAUUCGACCGCUGUUUCCGGCCGACUUCCGUAGCGAUACGCAACUGGUGUGCAAUAUGUUGGCCAUCGAUUCGAGUAAUUUGCCGGACGUGCAGGCGAUUAAUGCAGCCAGUGCGGCCUUGGCUCUGAGCGACAUUCCUUGGAAUGGACCGAUCGGGGCGGUUAGGGUUGGAUUGGUAGACAACGAAAUCAUCAUCAACCCGACCAGAAAAGAGCUUCAGUUGUCGGCGCUGGACCUAAUUGUGACGGCCACGAAGCAGAACCUGGUGGUAAUGCUGGAAGGUCGGGGGAAUAUAGUGAACGAGAACGAACUCCGGAUGGCAAUCAAAAAGGGCACAAAAGAGGCCCAGCUCAUUAUCAAUGGAAUCGAGAAGUUGCAGAAGUCGUUUGGAAAGCCCAAGAGGGCACUGGAACCGAUGGCACAAGCGGAGGAAGAAAUCGAAGCCGCCGUAAGGACAAUGUCCGAGAUGAGACUGCGGGAGAUUUUCCGGGAUUUCGCUCACGAUAAGUUCAGUCGGGAUCAGGCUGUGGCGAAUUCACGGACGGAUACGAUCGACAAGGUCUGGUCCAGUUAUCCGAGUGUGGAUCCUGGGUUGAUUACGGAGUGCUUCAAUCGGUUUAGCAAGAACGUUUUCCGGGAGAUGAUAUUUGAGGAGAACCGAAGAUGCGAUGGACGACAGUUGGACGAUUUGAGGAAAAUCUCCUGUGCGGUGAAUCUGCACAGACCGUUGCAUGGUUCGGCACUGUUUCAGCGAGGUCAGACGCAAGUUUUUGCCACCGUUGCGUUGGAUUCGCACGAGAGCGCCUUAAAGCUGGAUCCCAUCACGUCGCUUGACACAGGUGUCAAAUCCAAGAACUUCUUCCUGCAUUACGAGUUCCCUCCGUACGCGACGGGUGAAACGGGGAAGAUUGGCCCAGUGGGUAGAAGAGAAAUUGGCCAUGGUGCCCUGGCCGAGAAGGGUCUGGUCCCCAUCAUUCCACAUGAUCAUCCGUUCACUAUUCGCCUUACUUCGGAGGUGCUAGAAUCGAAUGGAUCCAGCUCGAUGGCGACGGUUUGUGCGGGAUCGAUGGCACUGAUGGACGCCGGGAUUCCGGUGCAGGAAGCUGCGGCCGGCGUAGCGAUCGGGCUUGUCACCAAGUAUGAGAACAACGAUACGAAACAUCUGCAAGACUACAGGAUACUGACGGACCUGCUAGGGAUCGAGGACUACAUGGGCGACAUGGACAUGAAGGUGGCCGGUACCCGAAGAGGAAUGACGGCAAUUCAGGCAGACAUCAAGGUGCCAGGAAUUCCAUUGAAGGUCGUGAUGAAAUCUCUCCAGAAGGCGAUGGAAGCUCGCUUCCGGAUAAUUGACAUCAUGGACGAAACAAUCGCCGCCGCACGCACCCUCAAGAAAGACUGCUGGCCAGUGACGGACCAGCUGCAGAUCGAACCACACCAACGUCCGAAGCUUCUGGGUCCCGGGGGAAUCAACAUUCGUCGGUUGUAUCUGGAGACUGGUGUCCAGUUAAAUCAGGAAGAUGAGCACACCUUUCGGAUAUUUGCCCCUUCGGAGGCGGCCAUGCACGAAGCCAAGGAGUACCUGGAGAAUCUGAUGAAGGUGGAGAAGAUUCCGGAUCUGGAAUUCGGCGCCAUCUAUACGGCCAAGAUUGUGGAGCUGAAGGACACCGGAGUGAUGGUGACGUUGUACCCGUCGAUGCCACCGACGCUGUUGCACAACUCGCAGUUGGAUCAACGGAAGAUCGCCCAUCCCUCCGCACUGGGACUGACAGUCGGGUCGGAAAUCCAGGUCAAAUACUUUGGUCGCGAUCCGGUUUCGGGUUUCAUGCGUCUCUCGAGGAAAGUCCUCCAAGGUCCCGCCACAGGUAUGAUCCGAAAUCUUGAUCGAAGUGCUUCUUCCAGUAGCAGUAGUAGUAGUAGUGGUAAUAGUAGUACAAAUAGUUUUAAUGGUGCAUCGGAGACUUCCGAAGGAAAGUCCUAGCUUUAUUCGCAAAAUAGUGUCCCACUGCCUAGGUGUGUUCAUCUGCCACGAUGUAAACUGUGUAAAUAGCUCCGUGUUAUUAAAUUUAAAUAGUGAUUCAA
Molecule: messenger RNA, 2603 nt
Organism: Aedes albopictus (Asian tiger mosquito)
Lineage: Eukaryota; Metazoa; Arthropoda; Insecta; Diptera; Culicidae
Gene: PNPase
Product: polyribonucleotide nucleotidyltransferase 1, mitochondrial
Exons: 5
Coding region: 136-2502 (788 amino acids)
Biological process (GO): mitochondrial mRNA catabolic process; mitochondrial RNA 3'-end processing
Cellular component (GO): mitochondrion; cytosol
Molecular function (GO): polyribonucleotide nucleotidyltransferase activity; RNA binding; 3'-5'-RNA exonuclease activity
Source: RefSeq, a predicted model, not a curated record